Molecule: messenger RNA, 1575 nt
Organism: Aspergillus alliaceus
Lineage: Eukaryota; Fungi; Ascomycota; Eurotiomycetes; Eurotiales; Aspergillaceae
Product: major facilitator superfamily domain-containing protein
Exons: 3
Coding region: 31-1353 (440 amino acids)
Biological process (GO): spermidine transport; spermine transport; transmembrane transport
Molecular function (GO): spermidine transmembrane transporter activity; spermine transmembrane transporter activity
Source: RefSeq, a predicted model, not a curated record
AAAAAAACACCACCUAAGCACUGUGACACCAUGGAGUCAAGGACCCCAGAUAUAGAAACCAACAGCGUGGCCACCUCUCCUGAAGGGAUGAAAGAAGACGCUUUAGGUUGGUCUGUCGACCCGGCUAACGCGCAAAAUUGGACUUUGCCCAAAAAGAUAUACAACACCUCGAUCCCAUCGCUCCUAUGCUUGCUCAUAUCAUUUGGUCUGGCUAUCUAUUCACCAUCCCACACCAAAGCUCAAGACGCUUUUCAUACCAGUAUAACUAUGUCACUCCUCCCGUUCACCCUGUACGUGUACGGCUUGGCAUUUGGCCCCGUGAUAUCCGCUCCCUUGAGUGAGACUUUUGGGCGCCGCUUCAUAUACAUCAUUAUGACCCCACUGGCCCUUCUCUUUAUUCUGGGCGCAGGCUUCGCCAAAAAUUUAGCCACCCUUGCUAUCUGCCGUUUGCUAGCUGGCAUACUAGGAUCCGCGCCUCUUGCCGUGGGUGCUGGGACAAUCAUGGAUAUUUGGACAGGCCAUUACCCCAAUCGCGGAGUAGUCGUGUUGAUGAUGAUCGCUUUUUUGGGACCGGCGCUGGGCAGCUUAGUGGGUGGCUUUAUUGCGGAAUACAAAGACUGGCGCUGGUCUCAAUGGACAACGUUGUUCUUUGGGGCAGCGCUCUGGGUCUAUGUUUUGGGCGCACAAGAGACAUACGCGAGCCCCAUCCGCCGUCGCCAAGCGCAGAAAAUGGGGUUACCCCCACCACCCAAACCUAUCCCCAGUGGUAUGGCUGGAGUCAAGGUUCUCCUGACUGUGACCCUGGCACGGCCGCUAUACAUGCUGCUCACCGAGCCGAUUGUUCUCCUCUGCUCCCUCUAUGCCUCCUUGAACUUCUCCGUGCUGUUCUGUUUCCUGGCCUCGGUGCCGCUCAUCUACAAUAACAACUAUGGCUUUUCGCCGGGACAGUGUGGGCUGGCCUUCAUCGGCAUUGCCGUGGGGUGUCUCAUUGGCGCUCUCGUGCUGAUCCUCCUCGACAGACACACCUUGGCCAAGCACCAUGCGCGCAAUCAGAACGUGACGGCGCCUCCAGAACGACUGCUCGUAGGAGCAAUGGUGGGUAGUCCCCUGAUGCCCGCGGCGUUAUUCUGGUUUGCUUGGACCUCCCUGCCGGGGAUCCAUUGGAUUAGCAGUAUCAUCGCCAUGGCACUCUUCGGCUGCUCAAAUAUUCUCAUUUUUGUUUCAACGGCGUUAUAUCUCACAAAUGUAUACGGGGCCAAGUACGGGGCCUCAGCUUUGGCGGCGAACGGUCUACUGCGAUACUGUGUGGGCGGUUCCUUUCCUUUGUUUACCAUUGCAAGUAGGUUUCCAUGAUCCUGACCACUGACUGAUGCUAAUGGCUGGCUGACAUAGUGUACAACAAUCUUGGUUUUACCUGGGCUUCCAGUUUACUGGGCUUCCUUUCCGUGGGGUUCUCUCCUCUGCCGUGGAUAUUCUACCGGUUCGGACGGAAGAUUCGUCAGUCGAGCGCUUAUACGUCGUGAAUAUGUUACAUGAAGUCGGCUACCGCAGGCGUACAUGGCAUGUGCUUUUUUC